Aspergillus heteromorphus CBS 117.55 is the source of this 849-nucleotide messenger RNA. RefSeq names its product MIP/aquaporin family protein. The annotation marks the transcript as partial. The record is from RefSeq and is a predicted model, not a curated record. Gene Ontology annotation, biological process: water transport; glycerol transmembrane transport. Gene Ontology annotation, molecular function: water channel activity; glycerol channel activity. The transcript has 4 exons. Gene Ontology annotation, cellular component: plasma membrane. NCBI's taxonomy places the organism in Eukaryota, Fungi, Ascomycota, Eurotiomycetes, Eurotiales, Aspergillaceae.
UGGCCCAAAUCCAGCCCCAUGCUCCGACUCGCCCUGUCCGAAUUCUUCGGCACCAUGAUCAUGAUCAUGUUCGGCAACGGCGUGGUCGCCCAAGUCCUCCUUAGCCAGAACCAGAAAGGAUCCUACCAAUCCAUCUCCUGGGGAUGGGGCCUCGGCGUCAUGCUAGCCAUAUACGUCAGCACGCCCUCCGGCUCGCACCUCAACCCCGCCAUAACCUGGACCCUCUGUCUCCUGCGACGCUUCCCCUGGCCCAAACUCCCAGUAUACGCCCUCUCACAACUCCUCGGUGCCAUGACAGGCUCCGCAAUCGUCUACGCCAACUACCGCUCCGCAAUCGAUACCUUCGAAGGCAGCUCCUCCCUCCGCACCGUCCCCGACACCACCACCACCACCACCACAACUUCCAGCACAAACCACCCCUCCCCCCCACCAAGUGGUUUCACAGCAACAGCAACAGCAACAGCCGGCAUCUUCAGCACCUACCCAGCCCCCUUCCUCACCCGCACCGGCCAAUUCUUCUCUGAAUUCCUCGCCAGCGCCAUCCUCAUGUUCAUGAUCUUCGCGCUCAAGGAUGAGCGGAACCUCGCCAUGUUCUUCGUCGUCUUUGGCAUCGGCGCCUGCUUCGGCUGGGAAACCGGAUACGCCAUGAACCUGGCAAGAGAUUUCGGGCCCCGACUGGUCGCGUAUAUGAUCGGCUAUGGGAGGGGGGUUUGGGUUGCCGGAGGGUAUUAUUUUUGGAUCCCCAUCAUUGCCCCGUUUUUCGGCUGUACGGUGGGUGGAUGGCUCUACGACGCAUUCAUCUAUACGGGGUCGGAUAGCGUGGUCAACAAUGGCCCGUAUUUCGGGUUG